CAGACUUGAUUGACUUUCUACCAACUCGCAAGUUCUUAGAAGUUUUAUUGAGCGAAUUCAGUUUAUUUAUGGAAAAAGUGGAUUUCAAAGUGCCGCUCAUUGGCAGGAAUAGCCUUGUUGCUUUGAACUAAAAGUUGACUUCACUUUUAAACUCCAUGGAAAAGUUUUCAAUUUUGCGGCACUCAGCAAAAUUCGCAAGUUAUAAAAGAAGGAUAGCAUUUAUUUAAAAGACGGAUUUUACACGCCAGACAUUAUGACAAUUUUUCAUUUGAUCACAUUUUCACUUUUAGUGGACUUCACUAUUGCAUUAGGAUUUUUUGAUCUACAAAUCUUGACUGUGAGAAAUAGUCGCGGUGAAUUAUCUAACGGGAAUUGUUGUGAUGGAAAACGUGAUGCCUCUGGAGGUUGCCCCGAUGAAUGUGAAACUUACUUCAAAUUUUGUCUAAAGGAAUACCAGGCACAGGUAGCUGCAGACGGAAAAUGUGCCUUUGGAAAUUUAACGGGACAAGUUCUUGGAGGGAAUUCAUUUACAUUUACUGCAGAUAGUAAUACAGACCGCACCCUGAUGAUUCUUCCCUUCGAUUUCGCUUGGACGGUAAGGGCAUUUUUUGAAUAUCAUGUUUUUUACCAUACAGUUAGUUGAUUUGUCGCAAAUCAGUGAACCAUGAAUUUCUGACUUGCAAUUAUAUAAAGUGUCAAAUUGGUAAGCUUAUUUUCAGCAAAAGUAUGGGGUAAAUGAUCCCUUGUGGUUAAAAUUAUUUUUACAUUAUAUCUAGUUAAUGAAAACACAGGAUGAAAUCAUUUAUACAUAUUUAAUAUUCAGCAUAGUGCACUGAUGUU
This is a messenger RNA of Owenia fusiformis, 840 nucleotides long. The record is from the annotation of a GenBank genome assembly. NCBI's taxonomy places the organism in Eukaryota, Metazoa, Annelida, Polychaeta, Sabellida, Oweniidae.